GAUCUCCCGCCGUCGUUGAAGGGGUUUCGACGAUCGAAAUCAUCGCGGCGUGACCGGAACAUUGCAAUGUUAUGCUAGUCUGAUGGUGCUUUGUGGGUAACUGUUCUUUCUGUUGUGGCCAAUGUGCUUGCAAUGUCCUGAUAUUGUGAUGCUUUCUCGAAGAUGUGUUAAUGUUGGUAAUGAUCGGGUUGUUGAGGACCAGGUCCGAUGGAGAAGGAAGUCUCGGAGGCCAAUCUGGGUGUGCUUCACAGAGUUCGUCAGUGAAACCAGGGAAUUGAUCGUAUUCUACUCCAACGCCAUAGAGAGGGUCAUACGCUUUCCGAUCGUGCUAUCAUACUUCCGAAAUCGGCUGAGAUGCACCGUCACUGUCACAAACACCUUCCCGGAGUGCUACUCCGAGCCAAGUCCACAACGACAGGCUCACGACGUCCGCUUCGAAGACCACUGGGUUGACCAUAAGACCCCGUGCUGCAUCCUAUUAGUACUCUCCGUACGGCGGAUAGUAAUAUCCACCAUCAAGCCUUGCUUCGUAGUGCAAGUUACCGGAUCCGCUCCGCCAGUCGAAGCUGGGACCUAUUCGACUCGGGAAGUCUCCGGGAUAUGAGCCACUCAACACUCCAGAUCCGGCGUUCCAGAUUGAAGACCAUGACCCGCGAGCUGGUUGAUGCCGCAUGUUGUUC
Messenger RNA from Baudoinia panamericana UAMH 10762, 680 nucleotides. RefSeq lists its product as uncharacterized. The transcript is spliced from 4 exons. Lineage: Eukaryota; Fungi; Ascomycota; Dothideomycetes; Mycosphaerellales; Teratosphaeriaceae. The record is from RefSeq and is a predicted model, not a curated record. Bases 122 to 604 code for a protein of 160 amino acids.